Molecule: messenger RNA, 1275 nt
Organism: Rhododendron vialii
Lineage: Eukaryota; Viridiplantae; Streptophyta; Magnoliopsida; Ericales; Ericaceae
Product: peptide methionine sulfoxide reductase A5
Exons: 4
Coding region: 155-916 (253 amino acids)
Biological process (GO): cellular response to oxidative stress
Cellular component (GO): cytoplasm
Molecular function (GO): peptide-methionine (S)-S-oxide reductase activity
Source: RefSeq, a predicted model, not a curated record
ACUUGGGCAGAGGAAAUAGAAGCCGGGUACAGUUGUACACAGUCCAAGUCCGAAUCCGGUGCAGAAAUGUGCCCGGCCCUAAAACUGAUCAAGUUCUGAAAUUCGAAUCGUCCCGGAAAUCUCUCUCUCUCUCUCUCUCUCUCUCUCUCUCGCGAUGAAGCCGUCGGAGAGAAAUCUUUUCUGUCCUCGCGUUGACUGGUUUGCAUUUCUGUGGAGCAUUUUAAUAAUGGCGGACGUGGCUUUGAGCAUCAGGUUUCCCGAUCGGACCUCUCAACUUCCCAAUGACUCUCCCAAUCAUCAUCCCCUUAAAACUGCCGUUUUCGCCCUCGGUAGCUUCUGGAGAUCUGAAGCCGUUUUCGGAUGCUUGGACGGCGUCGUCACCACAACAGUUGGUUACGCUGGUGGAUCUAAAACCAACCCCGAGUACCGGAGCUUGGGUGAUCACGCCGAAUCUGUACAGAUUGAAUAUGAUCCUAGGCUGAUCAACUUCAGGCAACUUUUGGAGGUCUUCUGGUCCAGUCACGACUCCAGACAAGUGUUUGGACAAGGUCCUGAUGUAGGGAACCAGUACAGGUCUAUUAUCUUCACUAAUGGAAGUGAAGAAUCCAGACUAGCUGCAGUCACCAAAGAAAGAGAGCAGACUAGGUCAAAGGGCAGCAUCGUGACCACACAAAUUCAACAAAUUGAAACAUUUUAUCCUGCAGAACCUGAACAUCAGAAAUUUGAGCUCAAGCGGAAUCCCUUCCUUCUCCAGCUUAUUGGCAACCAACCGGAAGAGGAGCUUGAGAAGUCAAGCUUGGCAGCAAAACUAAACAGCUAUUCAGCAGAGCUUUGUCCAACUAAGAUUCAAAAGCAGAUCGAUGCAAAGAUCAACGAUAUCAUUAGAAAAGGUUGGCCCAUGUUAAGAGAAUUCUAGUUGGACAAUCCUCUUCUCAAUCUGACAAAGAUUAGAAGAAGUUAUAAGUUGGUGUAGACUUCAGAUACAAUCUGGAUGACAACAUGAUACAUUGUUGUAUUGUUGGCUUGCUUGUUCAGACCGAGUUGCAGACAAUAUUUUGCUAUUGGAUAUAGGAGAUGAAAGUUCUUGAUCGUAAGUCAAUCCAACGAAUUUGUGCAAUUUCUAUGAUCUCAUAUGGGGAUUUUGAGUACGUGGGCUUCUAGAACAUCGAGUCCACUUGUAAAUUUGUCCGUGUUUAUUUGACAUUCUUUGUAAUCAGAUGGAGAUUGUGAAAUUCUUUUGUAAUCUAAUGGAAAUGGGUUCUAUGCUAUAAUUUA